This is a messenger RNA of Mycotypha africana, 1032 nucleotides long. RefSeq lists its product as uncharacterized. The coding region runs from base 1 to 1032 and encodes 343 amino acids. The record is from RefSeq and is a predicted model, not a curated record. NCBI's taxonomy places the organism in Eukaryota, Fungi, Mucoromycota, Mucoromycetes, Mucorales, Mycotyphaceae. Gene Ontology annotation, biological process: regulation of RNA metabolic process; regulation of gene expression. Gene Ontology annotation, cellular component: cytoplasm; nucleus. The transcript is spliced from 4 exons. Gene Ontology annotation, molecular function: mRNA binding.
AUGACCCUCAAGACGGAAGAGGACGAACAACAACAUCAACAACAACAACAGCACCAACGCUCUCCUUCCCAGGAGGGAGCCGGUACCACCACUGAGAAAACAAUCGCCUUGCGCUCUUUGGUGGGCACAAAAGAUGCCGGUGUCAUCAUUGGACGUGCUGGAAAAAAUGUGAGUGAUAUACGUGAGCAAUCUUCAGCCCGUGUCACCAUUUCUGAGAUUGUACAAGGCGCUUAUGAAAGAAUCUUGACGGUAUCCGGGCCUGUCCAUGCAGUGGCCAAAGCCUAUUCUUUGGUCGGUGAGAAAAUAUUAGCGGAGCAUACACAGCAACUACAGCAACAACACGAUGAAAAUGAUAGUCGAAGCAACAACAAUAUGAAACAUGACCCCAAUUCAGUGCUUAUCAAGCUCCUUGUCCCUGAUAGCAAAAUGGGCGUUGUGAUUGGUAAAAGUGGAGUCGUUAUCAAAUCUAUACAGGAAAUGAGUCAUACCCGUUUGAAUGCAUCGGAAGAGCCAUUGCCCAUGUCGACAGAGCGUACGAUAUCUGUUCAAGGCACACCAGAAGCUAUCCAGCUGGCGAUCCAACGUAUAGCACAAAUUUUGUUAGAACACAAUGACCGAGCCUCGGGCCAUAAUGGUCAACAUCAGCAUGCUACCAAUAACAACAGCCACGCUGCUGCCGCCGCCGCCGCUGCCGCCGCCGCUGCUGCUGCUGCUAUGGGCUAUGGUGCUAUGAUGCCAACGAUGACAGGUAUGCCAAUGAAUGGAGCAGCAGGUACCGGUCAGCAGCAAUCAUCCCAGGCACAACAAAUAUAUAUCCCUAAUGAAAUGGUGGGUUGCAUCAUCGGUAAAGGUGGAAGUAAAAUCAACGAAAUCAGGCAGUUAAGUGGCAGCCAUAUCAAAAUUGACGAUCCUCAAGGUGAUUCAAAAGAAAGAUUAGUAACAAUAACAGGUAGUCAAGAAAGCAACCAAAUGGCUCUGUACCUUUUAUAUUCACGAUUAGAAUCAGAAAAAGCAAGGUUAGGCAUGCGCUAA